CACCAACCGAACUGGCGGGCCCCGCGCGUCAUCCUCCCGCGGCUAGCCCGCCGCCGCGUCGCGGAGGAAGGCUAUACCUCGCUUCGCCGCUAGUCCACCUCGCACCCGCCUCCACGCGCACACACACCUAACCCCAGCUCCUCUCCUCCUCGCCAACCUCCCCGUCCCGUCGAUUCGAUUCGGUCGAAGCGAGCGGGGCGGGCGGAGGAGGCUAGGGAUUCGGAUGGGCGAGGCGCCGAGGAGGUUCUAGAGGCGCUGGUGGUCCGCGGGGACGAGGAGGGGGAGGGGGAGCGGCGGGCGGCGAUGGAGGAGAAGGCGUCGUCGCCGCUGAUCCCGCCGCCGUCGGAGAUCGACCUGGAGGCGGGCGGCGGCGGGGAGCAGCUGCAGUGCCGGAUCUGCCUCGAGACCGACGGGAGGGACUUCAUCGCGCCCUGCAAGUGCAAGGGGACGUCCAAGUACGUGCACCGCGACUGCCUCGAUCACUGGAGGGCGGUAAAGGAGGGAUUUGCAUUUUCCCAUUGUACCACCUGCAAGGCUCCAUAUUACUUGAGGGUUCAUUCCCACACUGACAGGAAAUGGCGAACACUGAAGUUUCGUUUCUUUGUUACUAGAGAUAUAUUAUUCAUCUUUGCUCUAGUCCAGAUUGUCAUCUCUGCAUUGGCAUAUUUGGUACAUUUUAUUGAUGGGUACCAGCAAUAUUGGUUAAGGACAGCCUGGGGUUUUGAUAAUGAAGUUAGUUUUUAUUAUAUAUGUGGUGCAUUAUUGUUUUUUGCUUUGUUGGGACUAUCGGGAUGCUUCAUAACCUGUUAUGACCGAAGAGUACGAAAUGACUUGGCUCAGCCUUGUCGAGAAUUAUGUCUUUGUUGCUGUCAGCCAGGGAUGUGUGCAGAUUGCCAUCUACCUGGCACGCUUUGCAUGUGGACUGACUGCACUACCUGCUUCGAAGGCUGUGCUACUACAGCCGGCGAGUGUGGUGGUUGCUUGGGAGGUGCUGGGGAAGCCGGGCUACCGCUGCUCCUCAUCAUGGGGGUUAUUGUGCUCGGGCUUUUCACUGUCAUCGGCAUAUUCUACAGUGUCCUGGUCGCGACAAUGGUCGGCCAGCGGAUCUGGCAGCGACAUUAUCACAUUCUUGCCAAACGAAUGCUAACUAAGGAGUAUGUCGUAGAGGACGUUGAUGGCGAGCGCACAGACUGGUGUCCCCCGCCACUACCUGCGGAGCACAUCAGCCAGCUGAAGUCCCUGGGGCUUCUAUAAGCUCACGCCAUCACGUCGAUGGCAGGUGAUGACCAUAAGCUAGGAACCGGCGUGGCGUUACCCAGCUGUACAGGAGGCGAUACAAAGCAGGAAGUCAGGCAUUCUGCGUUGAAAUGUGGCAAUAUUGAUAUCUUUUUUUUUCUCUCUUUUUGUACAUUGUAACGGCAAAGAUUUCUUCCUGACAAAACCCAAAAAUUUUAUACCAAGUGAAAUCGUACUUUACUGAAGUCUGUAUGACCUCUCA
Molecule: messenger RNA, 1498 nt
Organism: Sorghum bicolor (sorghum)
Lineage: Eukaryota; Viridiplantae; Streptophyta; Magnoliopsida; Poales; Poaceae
Exons: 7
Coding region: 304-1254 (316 amino acids)
Molecular function (GO): zinc ion binding
Source: RefSeq, a predicted model, not a curated record